AUGAUUAAAAAUUUUGCAAAUAAACUUAACCAAGCUUUAAGAACUACUGGACCAACUAUUAAAUUUACUCCACCACCAAGUGAUGUUUUUAAUGUUAAACCAGUUGAAUCAGCUGAAAAUUUAAUUCAUCAAGUUAAACCAAUUGAAGUUCAAGAUUCUAAAAUUGGUUGUGAUGGUGGUAAUGGUCCAUUAGGUCACCCAAUGGUUUAUAUUAAUUUAGAAGGUAACACUCCACAAUCAUGUGGUUAUUGUGGUCUUAGAUUUAUUCAAAAACAUGGUCACCACCACCAUCAUUAA
Molecule: messenger RNA, 297 nt
Organism: Dictyostelium purpureum
Lineage: Eukaryota; Evosea; Eumycetozoa; Dictyosteliales; Dictyosteliaceae
Exons: 3
Coding region: 1-297 (98 amino acids)
Biological process (GO): mitochondrial electron transport, NADH to ubiquinone
Source: RefSeq, a predicted model, not a curated record